UUCCAGCGCUCGGAGUUUCCUCGGUCAGGAUGAACUUUGCGGCCCAGUUAUUCUACUCCGGCUACCUGAGCGAGCGACUGGAGCGUUUGUUUUCAUCGAGGCCUGCAAUUAAAGACAGCGAGGAGAAUGACCCGUUCUGGGCGAGGGAGGAACUGCGUCUUGGCCCCAGUCUACCAGGAGGCUCCUACAAACCCGUCUGUAAUGGCGCCGUGGGCCGCCGGCCGACUCUCAUUGAACCGGAGCGUCUCAAGGACUUUGGUGAGGAGGAACUUCUCAAUGGAGAUGUCAAGUACCACCAAACCAGCGUGGCUGGAACCCCUGAGAUGAAGCUCAUGGAUCCCCCCAAAACCAGAAGAGUGAGUGAGUUCAGGAUCAUCCCCAAACCUCCGGCUCAGUUCCUACGAUUUGAGGACAUCAGCGCGGCAGCCUUCACGAUCCAGUCAGCGAUACAGAAGACACCUUGCACGUAUUCCAGACUGUCCAAGCAGUACGGGAUGGAGAUCUUCCUGAAGAAGGAGCAUCUUCACUACACCGGCUCUGUGAAGGAGAGAGGAGUGCUGUACCUGCUCACCUCCCUCACACAGGAGCAGCAGAGGAAAGGUGUGAUCGUGGCCACCGACUGUAACUUCUCCAUGGCCGUGGCUCACCAUGCGGCCGAGCUGAAGAUACCGGUGUUUGCCAUCAUGCCAUCAAGCUGCUCUUCUCCACGCCUGCGUACCUACAGAGACUACGGCGCCAUGGUCAUCUCGUACGGCGGCACCAGCCACGACUCCCAGAACCACGCCCGCCAUCUGGCCAAAGAGAACGGAUACCUCUACCUGGAAGAAGAUGAGAGUGCAGCGUACCUAGCAGGACUGGGAACUGUGGGCAUGGAGAUCUUUGACCAGAUUCCCAAAGUGGAUGCAGUGGUUAUUCCUGCAGCGGGACAGUAUGGACUUCUGGCCAGCACCGCCGCAGCCCUCAAAUACCUCAACUCGCAGAUUCUCGUCAUAGGAGUUGAACCAGAAGGUUUCCCUCUGCUGCUACAAUCUCUGAAAACAGACGGCCCGAUCAAAAACCUGCACAACAACCCGAAUAAGAAGCUGUAUGGAGAUUUUAACGAGGGUUCGCUUGGUGCAAAUACCUUCCAUCUGUCCAAGAAACUGAUAAACAAAGUUAUUCCUGUCAGUGAGGAAGACUCUCUGGUGGCGAUGCUGCGAUUUCAGGAGGUGGAGCACUCCACAGUGGACACAGUGGGAGCCAUGGGACUGGCUGCCAUAUUGGCAGGGCAGCUUCCAGAACUAAGAGGGAAAAAGGUGGUUGUUGUGGUGAGCAGCGCCAACAUGGAGCCGGACCUGGUGAGGCAGUGCGUGGACCGGGCUCUGGUGCUGGACGACCGGGUCAGUAAAUUCUCUGUGCAGCUGGGAGAAUGGCCAGGAGACAUGGCCAAACUGCUGGACGUCCUGUCCAGAGAGGACGUCAGACUGGUGGAUGUCUGCCAUCGCAGACACAGUGACAAGUCAGACGUCUUCAAAGCAAAGGUGGAGUGCGUGGUGGAAACCAGGGAUAAGACGCAAAGCACUCAGCUGCGCAAGACACUGAACGAGCGCUACCCUUCGAUAUGCUGGCUGGACCGGUGAUCGAAACAAAACGAGACAAGAGGAAGGAAGGUGGAGUGGAAAUAAAUUUGGAAGGGAUUCCCAACACAUCCUUCAGUAACCAACCAAUAACCAAUCUCUGGAUCUAGCUCUUAUCAGAAUAAAACACUCUGAAUUAGCUGCAGGUUGGAUGGUGUGGUUAGUUUCAAGAUCAUUUCCCGUUAACAUUAUACAAGACUAAAAGUAGGGGUGCACAGAUUGCAGUCUCUUUAAAAAGCCAGACCUGCCGAUUCUAAUUUUGGCCGAUACCUGGCUUUUUAUUUUUUUGUCUGAAAUGUCGCCAACUGUUGACCCUUUGCACGUGACGUCACGCUGUUCAGCGCUCCACUCGCUCCGCCAUGAUGGGCGUCAAAACAACCAAUGCGCUCCUUUAAAGCUAGUCAAAAUAACAAACAUGUGGUAGCUUAAUAUCUCUCCUAUUUAGUUGAUUUCAUCUUAAAGGGUGCUGCACAAACAGACAAGGAUAGAAACUAAAUUUGUCAUUUUAUUAAAUAACUUUUAACGAGGAAACGACUGUCAGCUGUUAAUGAUUGUCAGCCCUCGGUGUAACCGCUGAUUUGCAGCAGAACAAAUCUGCUGCAAAUUACGUUUUACAAGGUAAUUACAUCAACGUUCAUAUACUUUGUAUGUAUAAUUAGAAAGAUAUCAAAUAUUGUUUUAUGGAGAAGGUGCGCGUUCAACCGUAACCAUGGAGGCAAUACCGCACAGUCACGUAGCCUAGCAUGUAUGGGGGAAAAUCUAGUUAGCAUCUCGUCUGUUGUACGUUUUUAAGGCUGCUCAGGUGUAAGGGGAAACGUUUUUUAUGACAUAAUGUAACAAAUCAUGUGGUGUGAAUUCAGGCAAAGUCGAUCAGCACGUCGGGAGGGAGGAGGAAUGGGUCGGUUUCUAAGCUAACAACUGUUGUAAAUACCGCCGUCUGUGAGCCCCAACCAGCUGUGUUACGUUCACAGACAAAUUAGCUCGACUCGAACAAGUAGAAAUCAUGAAUAAACUGGCAAAAACAUUUUCUGUCACUCUGUUCAACACUCCCCUCCCUCAUUUCCGACGUCCAUCAUGGCGCCGAAUGAUUAAGUGACGUAGUGACAAACGGUCAGGAUUUUAGGCCUUUGCUGAGGUAUAAGAUCAUCUUCAUGUGUAAGUAUCGGCCGGUCUCCCAAAAUUAAAGACAUCGGCGCAGAUAAAUUGGUGCACCCCCUAAAUAAAAGUAAAUAUUUUCAGAGUAUAUAUAUUUUUAAGAAGCUGUACAUACUUCUGUAUUUAUACAUCCUACUGUAGAAGUGUCCGAGAGAGACAACAAAAGCGAACAAAUGAUUUUGUUUUGUUUCUGUGCAGAUUUUAUGAAAGGAAGAAAGGACAGAAAUGUGUUUGCUGUGUAAUUUCUUAAGAGAAAAAGUGAGUGAGAAUGGCUUGGUGAGUUGGUUCUGACGGUGCCUGGGCUGCUUAAGACCAGCUACAGUUCUUUAAGCAGAGGGCAAUGUGAAAACCUGUGCUGCUGUUGCUUUGAGACGUAAAACCUGAGGUUGAGCAAUGCACUGUCCUGCUAAAGAAGCUCAAAUAAAACUGGUGAAUAUUCAAACAAUUUCAAAA
This is a messenger RNA of Xiphophorus couchianus (Monterrey platyfish), 3224 nucleotides long. RefSeq names its product L-threonine ammonia-lyase. Gene Ontology annotation, biological process: L-serine catabolic process; L-threonine catabolic process. Lineage: Eukaryota; Metazoa; Chordata; Actinopteri; Cyprinodontiformes; Poeciliidae. Gene Ontology annotation, molecular function: threonine deaminase activity; L-serine ammonia-lyase activity. The transcript is spliced from 12 exons. The record is from RefSeq and is a predicted model, not a curated record. Bases 30 to 1619 code for a protein of 529 amino acids.